Molecule: messenger RNA, 990 nt
Organism: Pseudophryne corroboree (corroboree frog)
Lineage: Eukaryota; Metazoa; Chordata; Amphibia; Anura; Myobatrachidae
Product: rhomboid domain-containing protein 3-like
Exons: 3
Coding region: 147-689 (180 amino acids)
Molecular function (GO): protein binding
Source: RefSeq, a predicted model, not a curated record
CUAUCCCAAAAUAAAUGUUUACAGUACCACAAAUGCCCUGUAUAAAGCUACAUGAUCAGCAAAUUCCUUAAAAAUAGCCCGCAGGUCGUGCUGGAUUACUUCGUUACCUAGACCUUCCAGAUACCAGGAGACAUGCACUGGAUAGAAUGUACUUUUGUCACUGCUUGACAUCUUUUCCUCUGGCACAGUUUAUACCAACUCUGGAAGAAGGUACUAGGGUGUAUGAUAUGGAUUCCAGAGCACAAGAACGACUUCCAUUCUCCUACACGGAUUUGUACAAAUCAACCCCCUUUACUGAUAUGUCCAUGGUGGAGGUAAACACACAAAAUUCAGACCCUGCCCAUUUGAGAGAUACUUCUGCCUGGUUUGGAGACCCAGGAAUGCUGGAACAUGAGAUGUUAGAAGCUGGUAUUCUAGCUUCUCUGAGGGAUUAUGAACAAGAAGAAACACACAAACAUGAGCUAACCUUGAACAAAUCCAGUGUGUCAGCACUUAGACUCCAGCAGCUGGAACGAAUGGGAUUUCCCACAGGACCUGCAGUUGUUGCAUUAGCAGCCACAGGAAAGGUGGAGCGAGCAGUGUCCCUUCUUGUGGAAGGAGAGAUUGGUAGAGAUAUUACAGUGGCCAGUAACAGGCAGACAUCUCAUGGACAUCUAAGCUCCUCUGACUACGGGCACAUAAACCUCUGAUACAUUAGCUCAUGGUGCUAUCUACAAAUCUCCAAUAAGAGAGAGCAUUACAAAUACUGUACUUUACCAGUGUUGCUUGAAGAGCAAUAUACUAAUGAUAGUGGAGCAAUUUUUGGCAGUACAUGCUGGCUGGUAGAGCAGCCCACACAAAGACAAGAAAAUGAUGACAAACACAAUGGAUUGUCAAGAACAUUCCAAAACCAGAACAUGUUUCCUGGAUAUAAUCCUUAUGUCUCAGGAUCUGAUAUAGGGAUUUUCCAACAGAAACUCAAUAAAAAAAAGUUUUAUUUAUUUAUACAAA